Messenger RNA from Spodoptera litura, 3270 nucleotides. RefSeq lists its product as uncharacterized. The record is from RefSeq and is a predicted model, not a curated record. Gene Ontology annotation, molecular function: GTP binding. NCBI's taxonomy places the organism in Eukaryota, Metazoa, Arthropoda, Insecta, Lepidoptera, Noctuidae.
CUUGGCACGCGCACCGCGCUGAAUAUCGCUGAAAGCUCCGGCGCGGGGAGAGCCUCGCGCUCACGCCAGUACCCCUCCGACCAGCGAUGCUGUGCUGUCUCCGGAAAUAGAAUCGGCCGACCAGGUGCGCGAGUGUGUGUGCAAAUGACUGAUAGCCCCUCCGCGGGCUUAACUUGAACAACAUGUGGAGCAAAGGAUUGACGCCAUGGAGGAUACUGUUGUGCAUGUUGUUGGUGGCGUCAGCGUGCGCCGCGACGGUGCGAGCUGACGACGAAAUACCAUCUGAGUCACAAUGCCGGCCAUACAUCGAAAAAGCUCUUAAAGAGCUCGAGUCAGGAGAUGUGGAACCAGAUUCUGGCGAAAAAAACGACAGUAGUGAAGUAAGUGUUAACGACAGAGACGAUUCUAAAGAAGUUACUUCAGCAGAAAGUGGGACGGAAAAUGAAGAUAGUGCGGAAGACGAUGCACCGUCUGUAGAAAUAGCAGAUGAGCCAUACGUGUCCCAAGCGUCCGUCGAAAAUUUACAAGCUGAAUCUGACGACAUUGACUCAGGAGAAGCGGUAGAGAACGCCGACGGCGACAGCAAUGAAGAAGAAGCUGAUGAUGCAAACAGCAAGGAACAACAGGCCGAUGAUGCAGACAGCAAGGAAGCAUCUGCUGAAGAAGAAGCGGCUGGAGAAGAGAGUCAAGAACAUGAAGACGAAGCUACAGAAGACGGUAACGACGAAAAAUCCCAAGAAGGAUCCGAAGAAGAAGACAGUAAAGAUGUAAAGGAAGAAGAAGAUAGUAAAGAAGCUGAUGAUGCUAGUCAAGAAGCAGCCGACGAUGACAAGUCUGCUGAGGCCGCAGAUUCGUCCGACGAAAACAAAGAUGAUGAUGACGAUGAUGAUAAGACAAAAGAAGAUGACGAUGGAUCUCAAGAAAAGGCUGAUGAAACUCAAGAAGAAGCAGAAAGUGAACAAGAAAACUCAGAAGAAGUAAAAGCUGACGAAUCUGAAGAAGAAAAAACUGCCGACGAAUCUGGAGAACAAGACGCAUCAGUAGAGGACAAAGAUGAAUCGAAAGAAGACAAAGACGAAACUGCUGAGGAUAAAGAUGAAACUGCAGAAGAAAAAGAUGAUUCAGGAGAAGAUAAGGAAGAGUCCGGGGAAGAAAAGGCCGAUUCUGUAGCAGAUACUGUCGAUGAUAAGGAAUCAGCAGAAGAGAAAGGUGAAUCCGAAGAAAAGGAGGCGUCUGCAGAGGAAUCUGAAGGAGGGGUAGAAGAAAAGUCACAGGAAGACGAAGAAGAAGCAGAUAAAGAUGGUAAAGAAGAAGAUGGGGACAAGUCCGAGGAGGCCGCAGAAGCAGGUGAAGAGGAAUCAGAGCCCGCAGAAGAAGCUGAGGAGGAAGAAGGAGCGCCAGAGGAAGAUUUACUAAUUACCAUUGAUAUUCCCGAAAACCUAAGAUCUCGCGAUCAUAUAACCAAAAUACUUCGAUUAGACGAGGAUGCUAGUGAAGAUGAAUUAACUGUUGAAAAAUCCGCUGACAUCGUACUCAGAGAUUUGAAGAGAUUGUACGAAAACUCCAUCAAACCCUUGGAAGUGCUUUACAAGUACAGAGAUCUGAGUAAUAGACAUUUUGGCGACCCUGAAAUAUUCUCUAAGCCUUUGGUACUCUUUAUGGGUCCCUGGAGCGGUGGCAAAUCUAGCAUCUUGAACUACUUGACUGGACUGGAGUUCACAGAGUGGUCUCUCAGAACAGGCGCGGAACCAUCCCCUGCGUACUUUAACAUCCUCAUGCACGGCAAGGAGCCAGAAGUAUUAGAUGGCACUCAGCUGGCAGCUGACUGGACAUUCUCGGGACUUCAAAAGUUCGGUCAAGGGUUGGAGGAGCGUCUGAGAGGCUUGAGAUAUCCCAGCAAAAUAUUGGAGAAGGUGAAUAUCGUAGAAAUUCCUGGAAUAUUGGAAGUAAGGAAGCAAGUGUCUCGUGUUUUCCCCUUCAACGACGCCUGCCAGUGGUUCAUCGACCGCGCCGACAUCAUCUUCUUAGUUUACGAUCCUUCUAAACUGGACGUGGGUCCCGAGACUGAAGCUAUACUCGACCAACUCAAAGGCAGGGAGUCACAGACACGCAUCGUGUUGAACAAGGCAGACACGGUGAAGCCUGAAGAGCUGAUGCGCGUACAAAGUGCGCUGAUCUGGAACAUCUCGCCACUGAUGAGCUCCGCGCAGCCGCCAGUGAUGUACACGGUGUCGCUGUGGUCGAUGCCGUACGAGGCGGGCGCGCCCGUGCGCCUGCUGCAAGCCCAGGAGAGAGAACUCCUGAGAGACUUGCGGCAAGCCAUUGAUAAGCGCAUUGAGAAUAAAAUCGCAAGCGCUAGGAGAUUCGCUGUUCGCGUGAGGAACCACGCGAAGAUGGUUGACUGUUACUUGACAACAUACUACAAUCACAAGACAAUAUUCGGCAACAGAAAGAUCAUUGCCGACGCCAUUAUUGAAAACCCUCAGAACUACCACAUCUAUGAGGGGCUCAGUACACUCACCAAUAUCUCAAGGUACGACUUGCCCGACCCCGAAACGUACCGGGACUUCUUCCGGUUGAAUCCCCUGUUCGAGUUCCAGCAGCUAUCGGCGACGUGCACGUACUUCCGGGGCUGUCCCAUCACGCGGCUCGACGUCGCCAUCGCUUACGACCUGCCCGAGCUCGUCGGCAAGUACAAGAAGAUGGUGGAGACCGCCACGCCCCAGGGCAUGCCCAAGAGUUGAUGCCUCCGCGAACGAACGAACCCCGCACUACACUAUACACCCGCUUUUUAAUUUUAGCCAAUUGGAUUGGACAUUUAUUUUGGGCACAUUUUGCAUUUCUUCAUCUAAUCGGGCAUCAAAUCACUAGUUAUUUUCGUUACAUCGCAUUUCUGUAUUUAUCUGUAAUUUAUUUUGCUUAAUACUCGCUUGUUCCUGUUUUUGAGAUGAAUGAUGUCGUAUCGUAUGUUUUAUUGUGAUUUUUCUUCGUGCGUUUAUUAGUGGUGAUGAUAGAAAACGCAAGACAACUUCCAAUCCUAAUUAUCGAGGUGUUUUUUAUACUUGUCUCAAAAAUGCAAUAAAUUACUAGUCAUUAUUGAUGAAGUUUGUUAGUUACUCUUGUAUCUAUUCUAAGGUAUGUAAAUGUAGGUAUUCCUACUACUAGGUCUAAUAAAUCCCGUACUUAAACGGUGUUUGCCGUUACUCUUUGUUAGUUAUUAAAGAGACACAAUGUGACUAUGUAUUUAAGUAAAAACAAAAUAAAAAGAAA